This is a messenger RNA of Plenodomus lingam JN3, 519 nucleotides long. The record is from RefSeq and is a predicted model, not a curated record. NCBI's taxonomy places the organism in Eukaryota, Fungi, Ascomycota, Dothideomycetes, Pleosporales, Leptosphaeriaceae.
AUGCCCACAGAGCCCCAACAUCUCAACAGCGCAGAGCAGCUAACACUCAAAACAACCCAGACUCAAAGACAAACAGCGCACACACUCCCUCACCACACUUGUCUCACGGGCAGCACGACGACCGGUAUCAGCGGUAGGAAUACCAUACCCACACCAUCAGCGAGAUCACAGGCAGUGGCGCACAGGAAGCAAGAUUUGGGGAAUCACCCUCGCAUCCAGCAAUCGCACACAAACCACAUACAGCCAAACCUCCAUCUCACCCAAACCGUCAACCUCACAACCCUCCAACUUUUGCGGCGAAGCAGCAACACUGAGAAAGUAGAAGACGUGCUAGUUCGAUACGGCAAGUUUACAGACUCAAAAAUCGCCCUCGAGAUUUUCACAGUACAGUCUCAACACCUGCUCGCUCUCAUCACAUCACCUUCGUACUACCUCGCCACACCUCCAACCUCAUCCGAAAAGCUCGACCCAGGUACUCGAUACCCCAUACCCAAUCCAUCAUCCCAAUGGCAUAGAUAA